Suillus subalutaceus is the source of this 666-nucleotide messenger RNA. RefSeq lists its product as uncharacterized. The record is from RefSeq and is a predicted model, not a curated record. The transcript has a single exon. Bases 1 to 627 code for a protein of 208 amino acids. NCBI's taxonomy places the organism in Eukaryota, Fungi, Basidiomycota, Agaricomycetes, Boletales, Suillaceae.
AUGGCUUCCCCAGUUACCACAAAAUUCCAGACUGCUUUACCUUUCGCACUUCUUUCAAUUUCACCCGGUCUUGCUGCUCUUCAUGCUUCUCGAGUGCGUUCUCUCUACCCAGACGAAUUUGAUUCUUCAUCCGCCACGAAUUGUCUGCGGUGCGGUUCAUAUCUGUUGGCCGCCGAUGGCUCUAUAGAACUCCGCAGACCAAAAAAAAGGAGAAAGGUUGCUGACAAGAAAUUAAACGCCAUCAAGAUUACUUGUCAUCGUUGUUGCUUUAUUUCCUAUACUUCGUUUGAUAGGAGAGAGACAUUCCCUCAGUCAAAGCCUACCACUGGAGCCCAACUAUCACUACCAUCGCCGGUCCCUUUAGUGUCCGUUUCAUCUCGGUCAGAACACAAACCGAAAGAAGAAUUAAUACCAUCUUCGUCACGUUUUUCCGUGCCAGUUGGUUCAUCCCCUGUGGCACAUUCGACGCGAGGAACUACACCUAACUUGCACACAAAGCCCAAAAAGAAGACAACAGCAUUACAGGAGAUGUUAGCUCGCAAUCGAGAGAAGGAGGCUGCAAGAACACAAUCCCAGCAAAAGCCACCACCAAGUGGCCUUGCAUCGUUCCUUAAUUCACUACAAUGAUAAAAAGGUGCGUUGUUAAUCUUACAUAUGGCUGCACCA